AUGCGCGGUCAAACCGACGCACCAGUGACACAUACAUUAGCGACUGACAAUAUUGAGGAACCUCCCUCAAAGAAAGCAAAGUUGGAUGAUACAUCAACGCCUGACAACGACGCUAACAAUGGUGCCACUCAGCGCGCGAGGGGUAUCGCCCCCGUUAAGGCAGAAUUCAUUAUCCCAAGGGCUACGAACACCGAACCGCAACCUAAUACUGAUGACGCUGCCGAGGCCGCACGUCACGAGGAGGGCCAAGGGCAAGAGACGGGGAAGAAGAAAAAGAAGAAGAAGCCUACUGGACAAAACACAAACCGCACUUUUGGAUCGUCUAAAGACGAAAAGGGCCUGUGUCCGAGCAGGGUCUUUACACCUGAGUUCUCUCCCGGAGUUUGCCAAUGGGGCGAAAAGUGUCGUUAUGAGCACGAUCUACGAACCUAUCUGAAGGAAUACAAACGUGGUGAUCUGGCAACCUUUGAUGGUAUGUGUCCAGUUUGGGAUGCAAAAGGCAAAUGCCUCUCCGGCUGGAAAUGUCGUCUCGUGGGCUCUCACAUGAUUGAACGCGAGACCGCCGAUGGCAGAAAAGAAUUGGUGCUGGUUGAGGAUGAGGAGCGCAAGAAGAAAGCACAGCCACUUGUCCCUUUUGCCGCCGAGGAUGGCACUGCAAAUAUUGCCUCAGCGGAAGCUAAGUUUGCGCUGCACCGCAAGAAGGUCCAGACGCCUCGAGCUGAUUCAUACGGACGUUGGUUGGACAAAACCUCCAGAGAACUGGAGAAGGUAAUUCACAACCGGAACGUUUCUGAAGAGAAGGGCGCAGAGUCCAAGACCGAGGAGGCCAAAAUAGAGAAAGAAGAGAACCGGGCGCAAUAUCUAGAGCCACCAUUCUUACCGUCGGAAAAGCGCCGUAUUUACUUCGGCCCGGAAACUCCUGUUUUAGCGCCUCUAACCACACAAGGAAACCUUCCCUUCCGGAGACUAUGCAUAGAACUUGGCGCACAGUUUACCUACUCGGAGAUGGCCCUGAGUAUGCCAUUAAUCCAGGGUAACAAAGGAGAGUGGGCAUUGAUGAGAGCACACGAGACGGAAAUGCUACCUCCAACUAUAUCUCCAGGGGUUGAUGUAGUGCAGGAAUAUGAUCACUCGAAAGAUCUUAGAUUCGGCGCCCAAAUUGCGGCAAACAAGCAUUGGCAAGCACUUAAGGCGACCGAGGUACUAUCUGCAUAUACCCCAAACCUUCGUGUUAUCGAUUUGAACUGCGGCUGCCCCAUUGACUUGCUCUACCGUGAUGGAGCUGGGUCUGCCCUUCUCGAACACCCGUCAAAGCUCGAGAGGAUCCUUCGCGGUAUGAAUGCAGUUUCACAAGAAAUACCUAUCACCGCCAAGAUUCGCAUGGGAACCAAAGAUAAUUCACCCAAUGCUCUCAGGGUGGCAGAACGUUUAAUUCUCGGGGGCUACGAGUCCAGUACCCUUGGACUUGGUGCUCCUGGUGUAGCAGCCUUAACCCUGCAUGGACGGAGCAGACAGCAGCGGUACACCAGACAAGCAGAUUGGGAAUAUAUCUCUGAGUGUGCUGCUCUUAUCAAGAGACUGAAUGAAAAAACGGAUCAAGUCAUAGAUACCGUACGAGAGCCAGACCCACGGACACAGCCGAAUGGAGGUAAGACAUGGUUCCUGGGGAAUGGAGACUGUUACUCGCACCAGGAUUACGACGACCACGUCAACAAUGCUGGUGUUGACACUGUGAUGGUUGGUCGAGGUGCUCUGAUCAAGCCUUGGUUAUUUGAGGAGAUUCAGGCAGGCCAGUACCUCGAUAAGUCUGCGUCCGAGCGUUUAUCGCUAGUUGAGAAGUUUGCCAAGUAUGGUCUAGAGACAUGGGGAUCAGACGAGCAUGGAGUUGGCACUACACGGCGCUUCCUACUCGAAUGGCUGAGCUUCGCCUGCCGCUACAUUCCUAUUGGAUUGCUUGAAUAUCUUCCACCACGUAUUCAGGACCGACCACCGUCUUGGAGAGGCAGAAAUGAGUUGGAGACUCUUAUGGGCAGUCACAACUACAAAGACUGGAUCAAGAUCACUGAAAUGUUCCUCGGUCCAGCCCAUAAGGACUUCAAGUUCGAGCCGAAACACAAGUCAAACGCUUGGGAUGGGGAAGCAGAGGGAUGA
Messenger RNA from Aspergillus nomiae NRRL 13137, 2151 nucleotides. RefSeq names its product tRNA dihydrouridine synthase DUS3 (gene dus3). Bases 1 to 2151 code for a protein of 716 amino acids. Gene Ontology annotation, molecular function: metal ion binding; tRNA dihydrouridine synthase activity; flavin adenine dinucleotide binding. The record is from RefSeq and is a predicted model, not a curated record. Gene Ontology annotation, biological process: tRNA processing. NCBI's taxonomy places the organism in Eukaryota, Fungi, Ascomycota, Eurotiomycetes, Eurotiales, Aspergillaceae. The transcript has 3 exons.